This is a messenger RNA of Macrosteles quadrilineatus (aster leafhopper), 879 nucleotides long. Its product is annotated as serine-aspartate repeat-containing protein I-like. Lineage: Eukaryota; Metazoa; Arthropoda; Insecta; Hemiptera; Cicadellidae. The record is from RefSeq and is a predicted model, not a curated record. Bases 1 to 879 code for a protein of 292 amino acids. The transcript has 3 exons.
AUGAGUAAAAUGAGUUCUCCAUCAGUCGUACAAAAGGAUGCAGAGGAAGCAGCAUUAUUGGAAGAAGAAAACCAUGAAGAAAUCGAACACAAACACUACAUCGUUCACGAGCUGAAGAAGACAGAAACUUCACAUGGAGACGCAAUUUUAGCAUCACUGAGCGAGGCACCGUUUUCACCAGGCGAUGAACCAAAAUUUCAAGUUUAUCUUCCAAGACGAUUUGUGCAGCAGCUACAAAACGAAGACCUGCGAGGUAUUCAACCAGGAUCCCUAUAUUUGGCUAACGGUGACGCUAACGAUGACGCUAACUCUGACGCUAACGCUAACGCUAUCGCUGACGCACACGCUGACGCUAACGCUGACGCUAACGCUGACGCUAACACUGACGCACACGCUGACGCUAACACUGACGCACACGCUGACGCUAACGCUGACGCUAACACUGACGCUAACGCCGACGCUAACGCCGACGCUAACACCGACGCUAACACCGACACUAACGCCGACGCUAACGCUGACGUUAACGCCGACUCUAACGCCGACGCUUACGCCGACGCUAACGCCGAACCUUACGCCGACGCUUACGCCGACGCUUACGCCGACGCUUACGCCGACACUUACGCCGACGCUUACGCCGACGCUUACGCCGACGCUUACGCCGACGCUUACGCCGACGCUUACGCCGACGCUUACGCCGACGCUUACGCCGACGCUUACGCCGACGCUUACGCCGACGCUUACGCCGACGCUUACGCCGACGCUUACGCCGACGCUUACGCCGACGCUUACGCCGACGCUUACGCUGACGCUAACGAUGACGCUUACGAUGACGCUAACACUUGCUGGCUGACGAUGAUGACAACGACGAUGGAGUCAUAA